This is a messenger RNA of Candoia aspera, 2678 nucleotides long. RefSeq names its product F-box and WD repeat domain containing 8 (gene FBXW8). Lineage: Eukaryota; Metazoa; Chordata; Lepidosauria; Squamata; Candoiidae. The record is from RefSeq and is a predicted model, not a curated record. The transcript is spliced from 11 exons. The coding region runs from base 31 to 1848 and encodes 605 amino acids. Gene Ontology annotation, molecular function: protein binding.
GGUCCGACGGGGGCGCGUCGCCGGGCCGCCAUGGUGGAGAGAGCGGCGGCGGAGCUCGACUCGUUCCGCCGCCGCUGGCGGGCGGAGCUGGCCCGAGACGGCCCGAGGCGGAGGAGGAAGAGCGGCGGGGGCCGGAAGAGGCCGCGAGAGGCGGAGGGCGAAGAGCCGCAGCCGGUGCGAGGCUGGGGCGUCUGCGGAGGUCUCCUUGGAGGGCUGCUGGAGGAAGAACCGCCGCCUCAGCGGCCCCCCCGCAGCCCCCCCUUGCCGGGCCCCGUCGUUGACCCCGGCCUCACCGCCGAGACCCCCGGAGGAGGAGGAGGAGGAAAGGAGGACCUUCUGGGGCAGCUCAUUCAGGACUUGAAUGAAAUAAACGAAGUUCCCUUUUUUGAUGUGCAGCUGCCUUACGAGUUGGCCUUAAAAAUAUUUCAGUUCCUUGGCAGAAUGGAGCUGGGGAGGUGUGCUCAGGUAAGCCGAGCUUGGAAGGUACUUGCCGAAGAUCAAGUCCUGUGGUUCUGGCUUUGUCAACAGGAAGGUUAUCUGUCUGACAAUCAAAUCUCAGACUUUCCCUGUUGGAAACAGACCCUCCGGGAAUGUCGGGAGAAAGAGCAGACUUUGCGCACCAAUUGGAAGAACCGUGUGGGGGCUGUGAGCCAGUUGCAGCACGAAGUCGGGAACAUUCUGUGCGAUGUGCAUUCUUGCCACGGAGUGGUCAUCGCAGGAUACACGUCAGGCGAUGUGAAGCUGUGGGACACGCGCACCUGGGACUAUUCGGCCCCCGUCCUGGAACCGGAGCACGGCUCGGCAGAGCUUGGCCCCCGGCCACAUGCCUCCUUUGUGAGAAUAAACAGCUCCCUGGCUGUGGCAGCAUAUGAGGAUGGGUCAGUUAAGGUGUGGAGCCUGCUGGUUGGUUCUGAGCCAAUCCACUGGUACCAACACAACCAGAAGAUUCAAGCGAUGGCCCUUUCAACUGAGGGGGCCACCAUAGCAACUGCAUCCGGGUUCCAGGUCAAAGUGGAAAGUGCCAGUGACAAGGGAUAUUGGGGAACUGUUGCAGACUUUGAGGUUCAGAAAUGGGUCAGCUUGCUCUGUCUUGUGCCCCAUGCUUUGGGCCGCCCAGCUGUAGUGGUUGCAGCAGAGGACGCAAUCUACUUCUUGAAGGAUGGAGGGCCAGCUAAAGUCCUGCACUGUGUCUAUGGCCAGCCUGUCACAUGCCUGGACAUCUCAGCCAACGAGGUGGCAUUUGGAGUCAGGGGCUUCGGCUGGCUGAUUAACGAAACCAACAAGAUCCUUCUCUACAACUUGGAAACGGGGCAGUGCCUAACGCAACUCAGCAGCCCUUUGGGUGACUUCACGUGCCUCAACCUCCAGGACAGUCCUCCGCACAUGCUGGUGGCUGGAAAUAAAGCUAGGAGGGUGAUGGUGUAUGACCUCCGCAGAAGCGAACCUGUCUCCUCGCUCUACGGCCACCAGUUGGGUGUUUCUGUGGUGCAGAUGGAUGACUGGAAGGUCGUCAGCGGAGGAGAGGAAGGGCUGGUCUGUGUGUGGGAUCAGCGGAUGGGCACCAAGCUCUGGGAAAUGCAUGCCAGGCACCCUGUCCGCCACCUCCGGUUCAACUCCCAUAGCCUCAUCACGGCCAACAUCCCAAAUGAAAAAACUCCGCGAGGUGCCAGCAUCACGGACGACGACUUGACCGCUCACCGAAGACAUCGAGGCCUCAUCUAUGCCUACGAGUUCUCCACGGACCCGUUGCUGGCUGAAAGCGUGCUUCCCAUCUGCCGCUCCUCUUACAACGAAGCGGCCGGCUACAACUACAAUGUUGGCCUCGCGGUCCCCUAUGACAACAUCUAGGUAGUGUGGGAAGAGGGGAAGUUCAAGGCCAACUGAGCCGGGCCCUGGAGGAGGAGACCCCAAGGAUGGACUCCCUUGGAGGACCUGGAAGCAGCAGGCUGGCCAAGCAAGCAGCAGAAGCAGCGGGGUGCGUGGUCUCCCCAAAGCUCCAACCACAGCACUGUGGGAAUGGAGAAGAGAUGCUGGCCCACGGGAGCCACGCCGUGCUUGGCAAUGAUCAGGAAGUCGUAAUAAAGGCAGUAGCCCAAGUGUGCAAGAGGCCAGUCUGGUGGAAUGGAGAACACAUUCCUUGCACAGAACUGAAAUGGUUCAGCCCUGCUUUUCUGGAGCAGGUGCCACCUGAAACAGCUUUCCUCCUGGACAACUUUAGAGGAAGGGACUUUGGAGUGUUUUCCUGUAAAUAAAGUCUCUUUGUUAAGUGAUAUCUUGGGGCAAGGGGGUUGGCGUGCUCAAAGGUGACUGUUGUAUUGUCAGUGGUGCUUGGUCUCGAAACCCCAAAUUAGGAGGAGAAGGUCCAGAGCCCCCACCAGUAAGGGGGAAAAUUCUGUCACGCCUUCAGCGGCUGCCCCUCUUCAACCACAGGUAAGUCAAGUCAAGCAAAAAGGGCGUGUGUGUAAAUAUCCAGACUUCUCCAUCUCCUCUUGCGCUUUGCCUGAUUGCACCAGGAUUGCCCUCCCUGGGGCUGCUGGGAGUUGUAGUUCAUCAACACAGGGAGGGUAGGCUCGGUGCAACCAGACGGAGCAUGGGGCUCUCCGUGGCCUGAUCCGGUCUCUCCCUGCUGGAAAGACCGGAUCAGGCAAACCUUGCUGGCUCGGUCAAAGAACAAAGCC